AUGAUUCCUGACGCUCUGCAGCCAGCAGCGCUGCUUGCUCAGCCGCAAGCACUGGCUUCCCAUCUCCGCACUCUUCUAGAUGCCGACCAAUCGCUCGAAAACCUCACCUUGAUCAACACGUGCAUUCUUGACCAAGUCCACACAGAAGCAAUUCCCCCCUUCGUUUACAAGAUCUGGCUACAGUUGACAUGCCAGUACACGUGGCAAUUCACCGUCUCCGCCCUGCGCGAUCCAUCCCACAGCGUCCGUGCUGCCGCCAUCUACGUCGCCCGACGCCGUCUAUUCCGCGGCAGUGUUUGGAAAGAACGUGGAUGGGAUCUACUCGGGGGCGCGCAGGGAAUCAAAGACAUUCUUGAUGACCUGCCACUGGCUGAAGUGAAAUGGCUUGUCAAGGUGAUUUUCGGACGCUGUGGCGCAGGCGGCCCCUCCGACUGGGAUAGGGAGUCGGUAUCCGUCUGCGUCGAGGAGUUCCUUGCGCUUGUUGAGAACACCGAUCGAUGGACUUCGAGAUCGCUAAUGCCACAUGUGUCCUUCUUGUACGCGUAUUGCAGGGCAGAAAAAGUUGACCAACUGCUUCGGUCGCAGUCGCCAUUGUCCUCCGCGAUUCUCGGUUACCUUCCUCGCUUCCACAUGCCACUACUGCGACGGAUUGCGAUUGGAGCGGUCGCGAUGCCGGAAAACGUGCGACGUGACAUCCUCGAACGGUGCCGACGCUCCCUGCUCAGCUCGAAGGAAGCAUACGAGCCCAUCUACUACCAGGACCAGCCCUCGGCGAUAUCUGGGUUCCCCGGGCUAGUGUUCGGCAUGGAUCUUGUCAUCGCCAUGGAAAAGGAGCCAGAACAGUACAGCCGUUACGAGUACGGUCAAUGGGUGAAGGCAAUCCUUCAACAAGUGAUUCGCAAAUUACUGCCUUUCGAAUUGGUCCUUGCCAUAUUCAACCGAGCCCUACCAACUCUUCAACCUCCCGCGAGAGCACAGUUUCGCAAAAGCUCCCGUUGGCUUUCAUGGGACUUCUAUAAGGACGUGGUGCAGUUUUGGUCAAUUGCACGUUUUGGUCAGGCAAAGGAUGCUUAUGGGGACGUGAUAGCGACAUUCAUAAAACGGCGGCGCACCAAGCCACUCUCGGUGCACCUGGGACCUUUGGAAAAAUGCCUAAUCCAGCACCUGCUGCAAAAGAAGGACGACCGCUUGGACGUCCACCAACGAAGCCGGGACACGUUCUUUAGGACCAUAGGACAGCUUGUCUCGUACGUAGACCUGAAAGGCAGGUUGGAGUUUCUGCAUUUGCUCUGCCGGCACUCACCGAGCCUGGGCUUUGACCUCACAGCCUGGCCGCCGUCUCAAAGAGAGCAAGAGCUUGUCCCAGUCUGGGAUUUCAAGUUCCUGAAGUAUAGUCUGCGCCCAGAACACUCGAAACUGCUAUUCAGCCGAUCACUGCAUAUCCAUCGCUGCGAGGACUUUCUUCCCGCCGGCGAACCACGGUCCGGUAUCCCGUCAUGGGAAGAACAAUGCUUCUUUUGGGCAGAGUGGGAAUCCUCCGAACCCGAAGAAACCGGGUUCCGCGUGACCAGGAAAGCUCUGGACGAUAUGAAACUGAAGUCGAUGCGGGGACGCCAGCCGCACGAGAGGCUGCAGUGGGCGAAGUCGGUGGUGAAACUCGCGGACACGGCCGGGAAUCUGGAUUUCUUUGCGGAGAUACUUGAGUGGAGUAAACGAUAUAUACGGGACGCACUGGUCUUUCGUGAUUUACUAGGCGUGAUAACGACGAGUUGCUGCGGACACAUGCUUUCGUGCCGAACUGCCUUGAAAGGAGAAACGACAUCUGUGCUGGAAUUGAAAUCCUGCCUGCUGCGAGAGGCGCAAAUCGGCCAUAAGAUCUUGGAAGACCUCUUACAAACAUGUUUACUUCUUCUCCGAGAACCAUGGGCCCAGUCAUCUAUGGCGAAAAUGACAGCGGGGAUAAAAGGUAUGCUUUCGAGCGUGGUCGGUAACAGGAUGAACGCAGUCAGGAAGUGGUCACAGCCCUGCGAUGAACGCGCAUCGAUCCCGGAAACUGAGGCAGUUGAGAUACUCCUCGAGCCUUUACUACCUAUACUGCUGAGAUACGAGCGAGAAGGCAACACAAAGGGUCAGACCAGCGUCAAGUGGACUGGCCCGUCCGGGUUGCUGGUUCUGUCUAGUUGCCUGCCCGACGAUCCCAAUCCCGGGGAGCUAUCAUUCGUCGAUCGAUUGGCAAAAGCACGAGACGAAGUCUGGCAGCAGCUUCGCGCUGAGACUGAUCCAAGUGUCCUUGAUCUAGGAUUAGGGUGGCCCCGCGGGCUUGCAAUCCAACAUCUAGUUAGCAGCCCGGACUGGCUAGGCCAUGUUAUGAGGCGGCCGCACCACGCACCCUUCCUGUCAUCCAGAGCCAACGAGGUGCUUUACAGUACCAUUGGCAUUAUCAUGGUCGAAGUAUCUAAGAGCAAAGACCGUGCUGGUGAAUUUGUUGAUGACCUCAAGUUUAUCAUUCGUGCUCUUCUCACAAAUGAUGAUAAAGAAGCCAAACGUCGUGAUAUUCUAGGGGUGUGGGAAUACUAUUCAAAGUUAUUACACCCACAUCCGGCCUAUCUCGAACUGUUCAGGGACUGGCUUGUCGAUCGUAUUCCUUACUGGGAGGUCGAGACGACAAACAUCAUUCGUCCUCCCAUCUUGCCCGUCAGACCGAGAGUAUCACCCGUGCCUGCAGGAUCAGGCCCCGAAAACACCCAAUGGAAUCCUUGCGAAAGCGAUUAUCUUGUUUCUGAGACAGCCUCUGGAGAUCAACAACAAAUGUCUGACAAGAUACCGUGUACGAUGCUGAACUGCCGAAUGGUGGGCGAAAUACCAUCCGAUGCUCUUUUCGUUCGUCGAAGCAAGCCGCAAGCUAUCCCUGAGCCUCUUUCAAUCUGGUCUCCCAAUCUGUGUUUACCACCGAGAGACAACCGAGACUCACGUUGUGUCCAGGAACCUAUUCUUCUAGCAGCACUAUUAUUCUUGGACACGCAUUGCAAGAGCCCUGGAAUACUUGGAAGAAAAUUCCCCGAUGUCGACUACCCGCGGUAUCCUCCGGUCUAUCUGACAGAUGAGUUCAUUGCGUUCCACACCAAAAGCACCCCAUACGAAACGUUGGUUCCGCCGAUAGAGGUGUUGAGAAGGUCCGCUAGACGAGUUCCUCCGCGACUUCUGCGAGACCUGAUCUGGUCGUUCCUGGAUACUUUGAAAGCAGAACCCAACGCCCCCAUGUACUCCACAGUCCUGUUUCGCACCUUCGACUUGAUUGAAACUCUUCUCGUCACCGAUAAGCCGCAACUGGCAGUCGACGUCGUUCUUCGAGUCUGGACGGACUUUCCGCACGAGUCUUCCUUUCAUCGCAGAGUGAGCCUCGCCAAGCUAGGACGCACUCUUACCCGCAAUCAGGCCCGUGAUAUGAUGUGGCGGCUUACCGAGUAUGUCUGCGACGCGCUGAAGCAGGCUCAACAUAGUCAAGGCCCGCAACAGAAGACAGAGGGCAAUAAUAGACCAUUCGUCAAAGUCACAACGGCGAAGAUGCUCGCACAGGCCUUGGCGGAGGCGAACUUUCUCGCACAGUGCGAUCAAAUGGCGAUGUUGCAGCGAUUGUUCGAUUCCGCGCGCCACAUCGACAUUCGUCGUGAGGCCGUCGCUGCGCUACUGGAGCUCGUCAGCAACAGUGACAGCCCCGAGCCGUACAAAGUCUUUGCGUCAAUCGCUUCCUCUGUCGCAGGCCCCAACGAGCGGGAGAUGAGCACUGAAGCAGAGUGGGAAGCUGCAGAGAAGGAGGGUCCUCUUCCCUACGUUGGACCAGUUUCCGAACGUCCGAUCCUGGACCUGGUGGUUUCCACUGCCGCGCACAAAAUUCCAGAAGACAUGCGGGUGGGAUAUGUCCAGAGCGUCCUGCUCCCGCUGCUGAAGGAGUCCACCCGUCAGCAUACCCGAUGGAUGGCCGCGAUGAGUUCUAGGCUUGGACCUGGCCUACCUCUUGGCGACCGAGAUCUUGUUGACCACCGAAUCGGACCAUUCGCACCAGACCUGCCGGAUGAGAUCCUCCAAAAAUGGGCAAACUAUCUUCCGUGCUCCUAUCUGUGGCAGUACCAUCGCCCCUGGGCUUUGCCUCGCCUUCAACACGAGUCACUUGUUCUAAUUGAUAAGGCGCUAGCGGUGACAACUGACGUUGCGCUUAAAGAGAUCAAUGUUCAAGAUCAUUGGCAGGCAUUCCUCAAUCAUUUUCGCUCCCGACCUUCUCUCCAUCGUCUGGACUUCCUCCUUGCUCGAUUUGCUGACAAGGGAUCGAAAGCGCCACAGGGGCUUCAAACGUCGCUGAUUUUGGAAGAAUUUAUUGUUCGAGCCGAAGCCAUCGCAAGACAUCCACUAAAAUGGAGCAAGUCCCGCAAGGAAUACAUCGUCUGUCCAGAUUACACACUAGUACCACUGCGCCUCCUCCGAAAGAGCCGGGUGGACUGCGUUAACGCUCUGGCGAACCAUCAUGACAAGGUGGCUGUAUUUGAUAGAAUAUCUGAUGCGAUGAAACGAGUUGUCGAAAUAUGUGAAGCCGUCCGCAAAGAGGCACGUCCAGUCAACGGGUAUCCAGUUACCCUGCCACCUUCUUUCGAAUACGAUAUCCUCCAGCUCCCGUCUCCGAUCUUCUACCCAACCCCGCCCGCCUACGAAGCAAAUCCCCCCUCUGCAGCAGAAGCCUUCACGGAGCACCUCAUCGACUUCAUCAUUUGGCCGUGGUCCUCGGAUCCCAUUUUUCUGCUGAAGCUCAACGACUGUUUGGAACCUGUUCUGCGCGAGAUUCCAGCCGCUGAUUUGAAGAAAUGUAUCUUGCGUCUCGGGAUGGCAGGUGCGGCGAGCAGUGAGGGGCGCAAAUGGGAUGAUAAGGGUGCUGUGUCGUCUGUCAUGGUGAAGUUGGCGCGUUCGUUGUUGGGGCGCUUGUUUUCCGGGUCUGGGUCUGGGUCUAACAGUACCCGGAUGGACUCGGAGAUAUUGGCGAUGAUUGAGGGGUGGAAGAGGAGUGAUCUUGAGUUUGUGAGGCAGGUUGCUUGGGAGUGGGAGUGGCCAUCCAAGUAG
This is a messenger RNA of Aspergillus mulundensis, 5106 nucleotides long. RefSeq lists its product as uncharacterized. Bases 1 to 5106 code for a protein of 1701 amino acids. NCBI's taxonomy places the organism in Eukaryota, Fungi, Ascomycota, Eurotiomycetes, Eurotiales, Aspergillaceae. The record is from RefSeq and is a predicted model, not a curated record. The transcript has 3 exons.